Messenger RNA from Hirsutella rhossiliensis, 792 nucleotides. RefSeq lists its product as uncharacterized. The transcript has 2 exons. Bases 1 to 792 code for a protein of 263 amino acids. Lineage: Eukaryota; Fungi; Ascomycota; Sordariomycetes; Hypocreales; Ophiocordycipitaceae. The record is from RefSeq and is a predicted model, not a curated record.
AUGCCUCAUACAAUCUCUUCGCGACAUAGCCGGAAAGCUACUUCACUAGCCUGCCGAGACCACACGGCUCUCGUGGCGUCGACGAUCCCUGGUGGAAACUACGCCAAUAAUCUCGAGAGACAGCGUCUACGCCGCCUCUCGAAGGUGGAAGAAGUCGAUGCUCGCAAGGAGAUUGUGGCCCGCUUCCAGUCUGCCUUGAUCUUGGCCUGGGAGCUGGCGGAGACAGAUUCCUUAUUGGCUCGCGAGUUGGCCAAGUGUCGAGAAGACUCCGGCCUGGGCCGAGCUCCUUCGGAACGUGGAGACGAUCACCAUGGCCCCGUCCUGUCUCCCACUUCACUAGCAUCGUCGUUCAGCCAAGAUGGACAGGAGUACGAAGAGUGGAACGGCUUCUCUGACGGGGAGUGUGGCGAUUAUAGCGACGUUGAGCCUAUUCCCAAUCCGCCAAUCCCCGGUACUGCAGCUCCAUCGAUCGAGGCCCUUCACGCAGAGGUGAACGCAUUCGCGAAGGCGAAUGGGUUCGGCGUUGUCAGGCGCAAUGGCACGGGAAGUCAAAUAAGGAAGACACGCUACGUAUUUGAGUGCGAUCGGUAUGGUCAGCCACGCCCAUCUAGAGGGUCUGGGCUUCGCCAGAGGCGGUCCCGCAAGUGCGGUUGUAAGUGGAAGGUGAUCGCGGAAGCCUUGGAAGGGAAUAACUAUAUGUGGACUCUACGAGCAUUGCCUGAUCCCGAGCACGGCCGGCAUAAUCACGAACGGAGUAUUAGCCUCUCCGCGCACCCAGUCCACGGCGGCUGA